This is a messenger RNA of Eriocheir sinensis (Chinese mitten crab), 7196 nucleotides long. It is a transcript of the gene Zmynd8, whose product is annotated as protein kinase C-binding protein 1-like. Lineage: Eukaryota; Metazoa; Arthropoda; Malacostraca; Decapoda; Varunidae. The coding region runs from base 192 to 5369 and encodes 1725 amino acids. The transcript is spliced from 14 exons. Gene Ontology annotation, molecular function: protein binding. The record is from RefSeq and is a predicted model, not a curated record.
CUAGAGAAGAGGAAGAGGAGGAGGAGGAGGAGGAAGAAGAGGAGGAAGAGGAGGAAGAACGCUCUCAGAGACUCCCCCUCUCUCCCCAGUCCACAAGUGAAAUCAUGGCGGACGGGGCCGCGUCACACCUCGCCAGAUAACUUACAGCUUCCCCCAGAGAGAGCUGUCAGGUGUCCCCUAAAUGCAGGAAGAUGUCAGAGGUGAAGGCCGCCCUUGAAGAUGACUCGACGCCCUCCAACCAAGACACAGUGUCCGAGGAGGAGGACAACCUCAGCGACCUGGAGUCCCACACGGGGAGCGAACGCGACGCCUCCGAGGCCGGGUCCGAGACUCCCUCCCUCUCGGACCGCUCCAGCCAGCGCGCCUCCAGGUCCACCUCCAACACGCCCACCAACACACGGUCCACGCGCAGCAGAGACAAUCCGGACUUCGUGGCCAAGCAAAAGUCCUUCAUGGCCAAGUUCCAGGCGGCCACGGCGGGCAGCGAGGCCACCAUGGUGAGGCCCGAGACUCCAGGGAAGAGGAAGAGGGACGGCAGCACCUUCACCUCCGCCACAAAGAAGAGGAAAUUAGGAAAGACGGAUAAUAAUGGGCAGGACUACCAGAAUGAUAACUACUGCUGGGAGUGUCAUCGGGAGGGUGUGUUCAUCUGCUGUGAGAUGUGCCCCCGCGUGUUCCACCUCAAGUGUGCCGGCAUGGAGAAGGAGCCGGAGGAGGACUGGGCCUGCAGCGAGUGCCACGCCGUCAUGCAGGCGGAGAACACGGAGAACAGGUCACGGUCUAUGCAGCUCAUCUCUGUGGAGCAGCUGUGCACACUGCUCAAGUACGCGCUCAACAGGCUCAAAACCAUCGCUGGGAUGGAGCCAUUCACCAAGCCGGUAGACACCACGGAGUUCCCCACCUACGAGGACAUUGUGGUUCACCCGGUUGACUUCACCUCGCUGGAACGCAACAUUAAGAGAAAGUUCUACGGCUCGACGGAAGCCUUCUCAUCCGACGCCCGCUGGAUCGUGCAUAAUUCUGUGAUAUUCAAUGGAGCCAACUCCAAGGUUUCGUCGAUGGCUCGCUCGCUGGUGAAGAUACUGAAGCAGGAGAUGAGUGAGAUAGAGACUUGUCCGGACUGCUACAUGAACGCUCACCAAAACCCCAAGAGCUGGUUUACAGAAGUGUGUAGGUCGGCUCACCCGCUCAUCUGGGCGCGGCUGAAGGGCUUUCCUUUCUGGCCGGCCAAGGCUGUCAAGUGGAAAGACGGCAAUGUGGAUGUUCGCUUCUUUGGGCGGCACGACAGAUCGUGGGUGCCCAUCAAGGAGUGUUUUCUAUUCUCCGAGCAGAUGCCGACCCCUCUCAAGAAUCGCAAUAAAACCCUGGAGGCGUGUCUGCAGGAGGUUAACGAGCACAUCGCCAAGCUCCGAGAGAAGUUUGGCAAGUUCAAAUACGCUCCACACCGUAUCCAGUUCAACCCCUCAGACCCCGACCAGAUCAAGAUCAUGCUGCCAAACUACAAAGGCCCGGUGCCCCAACGCAUGAGGCCACACUCCAGGGCCCUCUCACGCCUCUCUGGCCACUCAGACGACGAGACUUCCUCCAUCGCCUCGACAGACAGCGCCGGGUGCAUGAGACGCGGCCGGCGGGAGUCAGGGACGUCCUCCGCCACACAGGGCACCGAGACCGAGCCUGAGGUGCCAAUCCAGCCCGCAGACACACGACGCAGAAAGGGCGGCAGCAAGAGCCCGUCGGAGGAGGCGGGACUGAAUCAGGAGAGGGACAAGAGCAUCAAGGAGGAACAUGACUCAGAGGACGAGGACCUGACCCUCAGCGCUGCGUCCUUGUGUCGGCCAGCGGAUAAGGUCAAGGAGGAGGAUGACCAGGACCAGGACGAUGAGGAAAUGGAGGAUUGUGGGAAGUAUCCAGGACAGAAAUCAUCGGCGGAGAACUCGGAAAUGGAAGAGGAUGAGGAGGAGACGGAAGAGAGGGAAGGAAGGGAAGAUAUUCACCACCAGGAUGACGACACCUCCUCUCUAGUGAACGGAAAGUCGCCCGCCGUUAAAACCGAACCUGAGAGAAGCGAGGAGGAGGAGGAGGAGGAGGGCGGAGGAGGAGGAGGUGGAGAGGGAAGUGGAGGAGGAGGAGGGGGUGGAGGAGGCAGCUCAGAUGGGGAGGACGAGGAUAUGGCGACCCCAGCGAGUGAUAAGGACGGAAAUGGCGAUGAAAUGGAAGAAGCGACGAAGAAGGAGAUAAAGAAGGAGGGAGAGGAGGAGGAGGAGGACGAGGACGAUAAGAACGACAACAAGGAGGAGGAGGAGGAAGACGAGGAGGAGGAGGAAGAGGAAGAGGAAGAAGAAGAGGAGGAAAAGAAAGACCUCGGUGGUUCUGUACUAACGAACAACAGCAUAAAAAUUGAAAAUAACACAAACUCCACUGAAGACUCGCUGACGGAGAACAAAAUUAAGCUGGAGAAGGACGACGACAGCUCCUCGAGUAGUGAAAACACGACAGUGGAGACCGGGAGAUCGCCGAGCCGGGAAAGCGUAACCAGAACCGACGUCAAGGAUGAACGAAACUCCGAACGGCCGAGCGAGUCCUUGAAAACCGAAAUGAAGUACACAGACGACCACAGUGAGAGAAUGGACGCUAAUCUCGAAGGGGAGAGUGCCGGGAGUGACGCAAGGGACCAGAGUGCCAAGGGGGAGGGCCACCAAAGCGAGGAUGAGCGGGAUGUGAAAGACGUCGAGAUGAAGGAGGAUUUAAAGGCGCAGAUCGAGAGCGGCGCCGACGACUCCGAGGAUGAAAAUGACGCUGAAAUUGACGUAAAACCAACCGAGACGAACGACCUAGUACCUGAUCAAGACAAGGAAAGUGAGGAGAGCGAGAGCGAGGAUGAGAGUGAGCGUAAACAUGAGAUUAAAAGUGAGGGAAAGGACGAUGAGGGAGAGAGAGAGGAGAGAAGUGAAGGUGACGAGGGGAGUGAAAAUGAGGAAGAGAAGGAAGAGGUGUUGAACAAGGAUGUGGAGGAGAGUGAAGAAGAAGAAGAGGAGGAGGAGGAGAGUCGGAUAGAAAGCAUAGUGAAUAAGGAGAAGGAGGAGGAGGAGGAGGAGGAGAGGGAGGAAGAUGAGGGAGCGAGGGACACCACCAACAGCAGCAGCGACCAAAUGGAAAUUGACGUCAAACGGGAGGAGGAGGAACCCAGCAAGGAGGAAGAGGAGGAGGAGGAGGAGGAAGAAGCAAUGGAGGAGGAGGAAGAACCUGAACCACCACAACAACCACAACCAAGAUCAACAACACCACCUCUACCACCACCACCACCACCACCACCAGCAGAAAAGGAGGAAACUCAAGCGACGGAGAAGCAGGUUAUUAAGCAGGAGAUUGAGACUGAGGAUGAGAGGAGAGAAGCGAUGAUGGCAGCGAAGGAGAAGGAGAAGGAGGCCGCGGAUGACGAGGCCGCACGGAGCUCCCUCUACGACGCGGUGCAGCUCAUGAAGACGAUGGGAACGAUAGCAAUAACUCGCCUCGACGGGAAAUCCCUCGGCGGCGACCGGACCAACGGGGACAGCAUUACGUUGACCCGGAAGGAAGUGCCGAGAAUGGAGGAGUCUACCGAGGAGGAGAAGAAGGGUGCCAGCGAGGAUGCCGGGAAGAACUGCCCUAAGGUGCCGUCGUCCGCACCGUCUGCCGCUACGAAAGACGCCGAAAGCAAGAACAUGGAGCAGCAUAUCUCGUCCUUAGGGUGCAGUGUUAGCGUGACGAAGGCCGUGGAUCGCGAUAAGGACAAGGAAAAGGUCAAGGAGAAGGAAAAGGUCAAAAUGCCGUCUGGGGUUGACACGACCCGCCUCAGCCCCUCCAUCUCCAUCAUUCCCAUGUCCGGGGCAACCGAGAGACAGAAGCCCAAGACCACCACCGCCCCGUCAGACCCCAACGUCUCCACCACCGCCGCCCCGGCUGCCGCGUCGCACCCGAGAGACACGUCCCCCACCGUCGCCCCGCAUAGCCUCCCCCAGAGCUCCCCCUCGGCCCAGGCAGCCCCCAGGGUGUCUGCGUCGUCGAACAGCUCACCUCAGACUAGCGGGGCCAGCCUGCCGCCCCCCCCGCCGCUCUCCCACCCCCAGGCGCCCCCCUCCAGCAGUGUGGGUUCCCGGGGGGUGUUUGGGCCGCCCCCCCCUGGCAGCAUGAACAUGGGGGGUGGCCGGGGUCCCAUCAUGACCACCUCGGGGAUGAGGAUGCCCGGGGGGGUGGGGGGCAUGGGUAUGAUGGUGCCCACGCGCAUGCCGGCCGGCCCCCCGCCCCGGCACCUCCCCCCCGAGGCUGGACCCCUAUCGGCACAGCUCCACAAGCACUCCCAGAAGCUGGCGGAGGUGAUGCGUGCCACCCUGGAGGACAUCCUGGGCGGCCUGGUCAUGACGGGCACCCCGGAGGCGCGCGUGGCGGCCCUGCAGCUGGAGCUGGAGCGCACCAACUGGCGGCACCAGCAGGAGGUGGCGGAGGUGCGCCACAACGCCGACGUGAUGCUGGUGGAGAUGCGCGCCAACCUGGAGGCGGAGAAGCAGCGGGCGGUGGAGGAGGCCAAGCGGCAGAUGGAGGCGCAGAUGAUGGAGGGGCGGAGGCAGAUGGAGGCGCAGAUGAUGGAGCGGCUGGCGGAGGUGCGGCGGCAGAUGGAGGCGGAGAAGCAGCGCGCCGUGGAGGAGACCAAACGCAAGCAGUGGUGCGCUAACUGCGGCAAGGAGGCGCUCUUCUUCUGCUGCUGGAACACCUCAUACUGCGACUACCCCUGCCAGCAAUCUCACUGGCCACAGCACAUGUCGGUGUGUGGCCAGAACAGCGAUGGGGGGGCCGGUGGGGAGGGCGGGCCGGACUCCAUCAACGGGGAAGCCAGCGCCCACUCCUCCAGGGUGUCCACGCCUGUACAGAACCUGGUGGCCGCGCAGUAUGUUGAGGAUGACGGCGGUGUGGCGGCAAUGGCAGAGGAGCACAGGAGGAGAAAAAUGCGUGAGAAUGCGUCUCCCAUCUACGGGGACAUGGGCAUGGUGGGGCGCGGCUCACCCGCCGGGGCCAGCGCGGGGCUCCCCAGUAACAGUCCCAACAUGGCCGCCCUCAGCCCUGGGGCCCGCGCUGGGAUGACCAACCUAGGCGGCCCCGCCAUGGCAGCGAUGGCGGCCAUGGCCUCAGGCAGCGGCGGUGGCCCUGGUGUGCCCGGUGGCCCUCACAACAUGAAGAUGCACCGUUACCUGCCCCCCACCAUGAUACAGCAGCAGCAGAUGUACGGAGGCAUGGACCCGCGCAUGAUGAUGAUCAUGGGGCGGGGCAUGCCCCCUGGGGCGGCGGCAGCCAUGAUGCGCAGCCCCAUGCACCACUUUCGGCCCCGGUUCAUGUGACCCUCACCCGGCCAGCCCGGCCAGCAGGACCUGCACCAACUCUACCAGAUCCACCCACAGAACUCCUACGCCGAGGACUGCAAGGGGAGGUUCAUGAGUUAAGACUCAAAGUUCCUGACGCCUCCGCCUUGUGAGGUGAGGACGCGCCGCCCCCGCCCCGGCUCAUGCUUCUAUUUAUUACACUCGGAGUCCUGCGUCGCCCGGCACCGGACGUCCCCGGGGCCAGCGCCGCCACGAGGCAGUGCCGUGUGUUGUGCCGCGUGUUAGGGGCGCAGUGCAGGGCCGGACCAGGCUCAGACCUUUCCAGUGUUCCUCUCGCGUGGCAGAGACCAAAACUUUUCCAGAUGACUCGCUGGUGAAGGGAGCUUGGGGGUGACAGGGGAGGGGGGAGGGGGGAGGGAGGGGGCUGUACAUAGCAUUGGGGUUCUCGUGUGUAAAUACUGGACAUGGGCUGAAUACUCUUCCCUUUGGUUGGUGGCGGUGAGGCCGGGUGGGGCGGCCGGGGCUGGCCUGGGCUGCCCCGCACUAUGCCCCGCGCCGCCCCGUGGUUCGCCGCGGCCACUCGUGCAUAAUUCGUUGUCAUGUUCUUAGCGCUGAUCUCAGUGAUGUAUGCAAUAUGUCCGUGUCCCUCAGUUGUCUUCGGUCAGGUUUUUAUCUUCGUAACGAUCGUCUCCGCGAUGAUCGGGAGUGUUUACUGCAGUGUUCCGUUGUCCUGGAAGUGUUGUUGUGUUCCGUUCCGUUGCUCUGAGGCGCACCAGACAUCCGUAAGCCUUCCAGUGUGCACCACCACGCACCACGUUCUCCUGAGUUCACUAGAAAGAAAAAAAAAGCUUCCAGUGCGUUUGUAUUUGCUUUACACUCCUCAUCGAUGCGUUCUUCAUUCUCGGGCAAGUCUGUAAUCGUAGCUGGUCAAAUUUAUAUCUUUUUUAUGAUAGUGUAUAUGUGUGUACGUGCGUCAUGUAAUCAACAAAUCAUAGGUGUAAGAAGAGUUCCGUCAUCCUUCCAGAAGCUACACAACACAAGGUCUACAGGGUCACGCGUCACUCACGUCACAAAAGGUGUUCCUACAUUAUUACAUAGAGCCCAGACCAAGCCUCUCGCAGCCCUCGGAGCCGGCCUGGGUGUGUGUGUCCGGCCCCUCGCAAACUGUUGUUCAAUUUCCCUUCAUGUUUCUUAUGACAAAAAAGAAAUUUGAGGGAUAGUUUAUGAGUUUAGAUUUGUUUUUAUGUUUUGUCCUGCGUAAACUCAGUAAAAAUCUCAUGCCAGCUUUUCGGAAAUGCAAAGCCCUCGUAAGCUGAAGUUAUUGCAAUUUCUCUUCAUGUUUCUUAUAACUAAAAAGAAAUUUGAGGGAUAGUUUAUGAGUUUAGAUUUGUUGUUUUUGUGUUUUUUCCUUCGUAAACUCAGUAAAAAUCGCGUGCCAGCUUUUCGGAAAUGCAAAGCCCUCGUAAGCUGAAGUUAUUGCAAUUUCUCUUCAUGUUUCUUAUAACUAAAAGGAAAUUUGAGGGAUAGUUUAUGAGUUUAGAUUUGUUGUUUUUGUGUUUUUUCCUUCAUAAACUCAGUAAAAAUCACAUGCCAGCUUUUCGGAAAUGCAAAACCCUCGUAAUCUGAAGUUAUUGCAAUUUCUCUUCAUGUUUCUUAUAACAAAAAAGAAAUUUGAGGGAUAGUUUAAGAGGAUAGAUUAUUUAUUUUUGUGUUUUGUCCUCCAUAAACUACCAACAUUCUUAUUUCAUCAUACAGAAGUGUCAUUUAAAAUCUCGUGCCAGCUUUUCGGAAAUGCAAAACCCCCGUAAGCUGAAGCUAUUGCAAUUUCUCUUCAUGUUUCUUAUA